Molecule: messenger RNA, 858 nt
Organism: Nerophis lumbriciformis (worm pipefish)
Lineage: Eukaryota; Metazoa; Chordata; Actinopteri; Syngnathiformes; Syngnathidae
Source: RefSeq, a predicted model, not a curated record
AUGAGUGACUGGUCAUACUUGUCCAAACUUCUCCACAAGGUCCAGGCUCAUUCCACCGUGGUGGGAAAGAUCUGGAUGAGUGUUCUUUUCCUGUUCAGGAUCUUCGUACUAGGCGCCGCUGCAGACAACGUUUGGGGGGAUGAAUUGUCUGAGUUUUACUGUGACUCCAUGGAACCAGGAUGUAAACACUCCUGCUAUAACUGGAUGUUCCCCAUGUCCUACGUACAUUAUUGGGUGCUGCAAAUCACUUUCGUUUCAACCCCCACUCUGGUCUACCUGGGCCACGCUGUCCUCAUCAUCCACAGAGAGAAGAAAUUGUUGGAACGUGGGCAGAGCAAAAUAAACAGAAAUGGACUGAAGAAACCCAAAUACACGGAUGAAAGAGGGAAAGUGCAAAUUAAAGGCAUCUUGUUUUACACAUACAUGACACAGCUGGUGUUCAAAAUAAUCCUGGAGAUCGGCUUCACUAUUGGACAGUUCUAUGUCUUCGGCCCUCUUUUUAUUGUCCCUAGUUUCCAUUGCAAAAAUUCCCCUCCUUGCGCUUUUCACAGCGGUUCCUUGUGUUACAUAUCUCGGCCUACGGAGAAGACUAUCUUCAUUUUUUUCAUGCUCGCUGUUUCCGGUAUUUCGGUACUCCUCAAUGUGGUUGAAAUUGUGUACCUCCUGUACAACAGAAACCAAAGUGCCAAGAAACAACUUGAAGCUCAACCUCAUGCACUACAUGCUGAGCAGUGCACACCAACUAGGCCGCCAUGGGAAGCUACGAGAAAUCAAUAUGGGGGUUACCCACUGUUGCCAUUGAAUUCUCAGGCAAUUACACAUAUAACCAGCGAGGACAGUCACAUCCACUCAGAGUGA